CAAACACAUCUUUUCCGCCCUCAGUAUAAACCUAGGUUUAUUUUCCCGCCUCCUAGCCCAGGCCCCCUGCAGUACCGCUACGGCCCACUGGGGGAGAGCGGCCCACAGUUUGGGAAGCACUGAUUUACAAGACUGUCACUUGUUGAAAUAAGAAAGAGAGAGACAUGCUAGCCACACUUUUGAGUCCUUCCAAGGUUUGCUUCCUGAUUUACCUUUCAUCUUCAGCACAUUUUUCAGAAGCUUUACAAGACAUUAGCAAAUACAUCAAGCAUUACGAAGGCCUUUCUUAUGAUCGAGAACUCGUACGGCAACAACACCAACGUAUCAAACGGGAAACUCAUCAAAGUGACCGAGAGCUUCAUCUAGACUUCAAAGCCUUUCAAAGGGUUUUCCGUUUGCGUCUAAAGCGAAAUGUAGAUGGUUUCACAGAAGACUUCCAUAUUAAAUCAGAAGAUGAAAUUCAGAUUGGGGAUCUCUCUCAUGUAUACUCAGGAACAUUGCAAGAUGAAAGCGAUGGUUCCUGUCAAGGUUCGGUUCUUGACGGUCAAUUUGAAGGCACCAUCACAACAGCCAAUGGCACAUUCUACGUGGAGCCCAUUGACAGAUAUAACACCAGCAAAUCAGAACAUCAUUCCAUCAUUUAUCACGAAAAUGAUGUUGACAACACUCCUUUGAGAGACAGCCCUGUUGGAUUCUGUGGUGCCGACCAUCUGCAACGUCUCGUCCAGAACCUUCCUGAGCCGAUACCAACGUCUGGGGCACAGCGAAAGGUCGACCCGUCCAAAACCAGCUGUCUCUUACAUCUCUAUGUCGACUAUCGCUUUUACAAACGUUUCGGGAGUAUUGAAGCAGUUGUUGCUCAGAUCGCCUCUUACAUGAAAGCAAUCAAUGACAUUUAUGACCAAGCUGACUUUGAUGGCAUACAGCUGAUCAACUUCAAAGUCAAAUAUCUUACUGUGAUGAGGGAGGAAGACCCCAGCAGUCCUUUAGACAAGCCUUACAUCGGGCCUGAAAAGCUUUUGAGUCUCUUUUCGGAAAAAAAUUGGACUGACUACUGCCUGUCUUACCUCCUGACCAACAGAGACUUCAGCGGGGUGCUUGGCUUGGCUUGGAGUGGUAAAACAGAUGAUAAUGGAGGAAUCUGCUCUCAGAUGGUCAAUAAUUUGAGCCAUAACACAGGCCUGAUCACCUUGCAAACGUACGGCUACUAUCUCUCCCCAAAACACGUGCAGCUAACAUUGGCCCAUGAGCUUGGCCACAGUCUUGGAGCCCCGCACGAUGAAGGCUAUAACUGUGGAGACCUGAAGAGAACCAAUGGCAAAGGAUGGUUUCUGAUGUACCCGCAAGCCGCCUCCAAGGUUGAGGAGAACACAGACAAGUUCUCCUCCUGUAGCCUGAGGGACAUCAGUAAAAUUUUGAGAGACAAGAAGGACAAAUGCUUUGUAGUUAGCGAUCAGCCCAUCUGUGGAAACCGCAUUGUUGAAGACGGAGAGGAAUGCGAUGUUGGGAAUGACGUCGAGGAUCCGUGCUGCUACAGCUCGAAAGAGCCUGCAGGGGUCGAGUGCAAAAUGAGGCCUGGCAAACAGUGCAGUCCCAGUCAGGGUCUGUGCUGCAGUGCUCAGUGUGUCUUCAAGGACACCACACAGAUAUGCGGCCAACCCACCGAAUGUCGGAAGCAGAGCAUUUGCAACGGUUCCUCCGCUGUGUGCCCCGAACCUCCCGCCAAGCCAGACAUGACAACAUUGUGCAACAACGAAACACGCGUCUGUUUCGCCGGGGACUGCAGCCUUUCUCUAUGUGCGUUGUACAAAAUGGUGCAAUGUGACUGCCCCGGCGAGAAUCGGACCGAAAAGUGCUACAUGUGCUGCCAGGAGAGAGAUAAACCUCAAACUUGUGCGAGCACCACAUCGUCCGUGCUUUACCAGCACUUUAAUGGCAAACGUGUGGCGUUGAUUCCCGGCUCCCCUUGCUCUGGAAACCAGGGAUACUGCGACAGGUUCAGACUGUGCCGAAUCCUGGAUGCCGACGGUCCAAUUGCAAGGCUUAAAAAUUACUUCCUGAAAUUGAAUGAGUUCGAGGACUUGGGCGACUGGAUAAAGUCUUAUUGGUGGGCAAUACUUCUAGCUAUUCUCUCCAUUUCAGCGAUAAUGGCUGCUACUAUCUGGAUUUUUGGACAGCCUUUGGAGAUUGAUGAAAGCCAGGAAACAUCUGGCCGCUUGGAGCUUCGCUGACAUCAUUUCGAGACAGUUUAUCAAUGUAAAAACUUUCUGAUUAAACAUCGAAGGUUGUCCAGAUGCUCAGCUGGGAGGGAUCUAAACAGACAAGAGUUGUGUUGCACCUGUCCAAACAUGAUUUAAAGGGAUAGUUCACCCAAAAAUGAAAAUUAUGUUAUCAUUUAAGUUCAAUUCCUCUAUACAUUUCUUUGUUCUCCUGAACACAAAUGAGAUAUUUUAAAAAGUGUUUGUAACCAAGCAGAUCUGGGGCACCAUUGGCUUCUGUAGUAAGAUAAAAUAAAACAAUGGAAGUGAAUGGUGCCCCAAUUUGAUUAUUAACAUUUCUCAAACAGAACAAAGAAGUUUAUACAGGUUUGAAACAACAUAAUUUUCAUUUUUCACUAUCCCUUUAAUUUUACUUUCACUUUUAUUCAUUUUUAUAGUCUAAGUUAUUUUAACUCGAUUACUCAUUUGUGGUUUGAGUGUUCAGCAAUGAGUCAUUUCUCUUGAUUACAUCGUGGGCAAUGUCGCCUACAGUUUUUUUUUUUAAAAUGUGACAUUUAAAUAUUAAGAAAUCAGGGCUUAGGUAAUAAAUAGGAUUUGCCAAAACAACAGAUGACUGUAUUUUAAGUUUACACACACUACAGGUUUUUGGAGACAAUUUGUAGUAUAUUUGAUCACCAGUAGUGCAAUUUACUCAUUUGAGAAAGGAUAAAUGAUAUGUAUGUCUUGAAUGCACUGUAAGUCACUUUGGAUUAAAGUGUCUGCCAAAAACAUAAAUGUAAAUAAAAAAGGGAACAUUUGAAGAGUUUCGUUGCAAAACGAGAUAACUCCGUUUUUUUAAUUGUUCAGAAAUCUCGUUUUUUGGUUGUGCAUUCAAAUUAAUAUCAAUUCAACUGCAGUUGGUUUGUUUUGAUUUAAACCUUCAUAACUUAAAAAAUACAGCUGAGUAGCACCAUAAAACAAAAUAAUAACAUGAUAACAUAAUAAUAAACAUGUUUUGACAAAAAUGUAAAAAAAAAAAAAGAUUUAUCUCGUAUUGCAACGAAACUCUUCAUUUGUAAAUCCGAAAACUUUUUGAGGCCGGGAAGUAGCCACUGAUAUCAGUAAGGUCAAAAUUUAGACCUUUUGUCUAAGUGAUAUCCAAUACUGACACCAGUUUGUUUGAACUGUUAGAUUUGCUUUCACAAUCUCUUCAUGUUGUCCUUGUUCAGGUUACCACGAUAAGCACCGAGAACUAAGUGACAUUUCAAAUUGAUCUCAGAAGCGGUAAAAAAAGGUUAAAAAGUAACUAUAGGUAAAGAGGAAUUAAGACUGAUGCAAUAGUAUGAUGUUGAUGUAACUAAUAGAUUGUAAAUGUAUUAUCACAAGAAAAAAUAUUAUUACAAAAUAAAUGUCUAAUAAAAAAAGGA
Molecule: messenger RNA, 3625 nt
Organism: Misgurnus anguillicaudatus (oriental weatherfish)
Lineage: Eukaryota; Metazoa; Chordata; Actinopteri; Cypriniformes; Cobitidae
Source: RefSeq, a predicted model, not a curated record